AUGAUCACCAUGGUCUGGCAAGGGGUGAACUUCAAAGUGCAGGAGUACUCCGAGCAACACACCACGGGGACCGGCAAUUCGCUCAUCAUACUUAAGAACGUCGCCAAGUACACGGGGUUUGCGGCGGCAAUCCAGUUCAGCAUUGUCCUCAUCCCGGUGUCCCGCGACAGCAAGAUCUGGUCGACGAUCGGAGUGCCUGUCGAGCGUGCCGUUCUCUAUCACACAACGCUCGGCCACUUGGCCUUCGUCAGCCUCUUCCUGCAUGGGAUCCUGUACAUGGCCUACUACGUACAGAAACAUGGCUGGGCGUACGCCGUGAAUUCGUCGUUUCAUUACAAGGGAAAAGGGGUUAACGUCCCUGCCGGUUUCAUCGCCGGCCUUUGUGCCCUUCCGAUGUGGGUCUUGUCGCUGCACUUCUUCAGGCGAGAGUACUACCGGCUCUUCAAGACGAGCCACUUUUUAUUCAUCGGUGUUUUCGGCGCCGGAAUGGUCCACUAUGACGGCUUCGUCCACUAUCUGUUGGCCGGCUUCGUGCUGUACCUUGUCCACGCGGUCUAUCGCCUGGGUAACUGGAACUGGUGGAGUGUGCUCAGGCAGUGCUUUUGCAAGAGUUCAGCUAGAGGUUGCGGCGAUUGCGCUCUCGUGCACCUCGAAGCAGGGGACGGGUACACGCGCCUGGUGCUGCGCAACCCUAGCAACCACAGUCCGGCCAAAGGAGGCACAUUCGUGUACAUCAGUGUGCCCGCACUCCUGGGCACGAUUGAGGCCCACCCCAUGUCUGUGGCUCUGCGAGGCGCCCCGCCACAUCUCUGGAACGCCUCGUUGGACGACGGAGUCUUCACGCUAUACAUUAAGACCAUGGGCUCAUGGACGCUAGCCCUGCAAAAGCAGGAAAGUGACAACCUCACCGUUCAUGUGGACGGGCUGUAUGGCGGUGCACCGUCGCUGGCAUCCAUGAAACAAGCGGGAUUUCCAAAGGUGGUUUUGUUUGCAGGCGGCAGUGGCGUCACAUCCUUCACGGCUCUAAUCCAGGACUGGUGUGAGGCCUACAGCGGCGGCGAGGAUGUGCCUGCGGUUCACCUGGUCUGGUCCUGUCGACGCAUGUCGGAGAUUGAGCUCCUGGGCGAGGCUCUUCCCUCGUUCCUCGCCGCUGCUGCAGCCGGCGCAGAGUCUCUUUUCAAGAUGUCCAUGUUUUGCAGCGGAAAGACUGGAGGAGACAGCCCGGAGACCGUGUCAUGGCCCAUCUUCAAGGCGUCUGAACACCUAGGACGCGUGCACGCGACUCCUACGUCGCAGGCAGUAAUUGACUCGUUCAAUAACGGUGUACGCACCCUGAUCGCAGGCGGUGGUGCGUUGGCUGGGUGGUUUUGGGCUGAGAACGUGGCCCAGGGGGCUCUCUUGGAAGGUGUUGCAGUUCUAGUCUUGAUGACCAUUGUCCCUGCCAGCCUGCUGGUUGUGUACGAUUGGAUUUCAAGCCUCCUCAUUGGAGUGUUGAUAGCGAAGAAGCCGUUUCGCAAGCGGUAUUCCCAGCUGAGGGAGACGGCUGCGGAUCGAGACGAGCCAGAUGUAGCAGUCGGUGGCCAAGGCGAGAACAUCAAUCGUGGUGGGGGCGGUGGUCGUGGCGCACUCAAGACCUUUCCCGUCAGCGCCGGCCGUAUGCCAGUCCACGGGGUGCUCCUGUCGGAACAGGAAAAUGCCUCACGAGAGGGGAUCGACAGGGUCAAGGUACUUGUAAGCGGCCCGGGCGGCAUGGUGGACGCCGUCAUGACGGAAGCGCGCAGAAUCAGCUGGAAGGUGUUCGAUGUGGAAACCGCCUCGCGCGAGUUGUAGGUGCUCAAAUUCACUCCCGACAACAGCUAUGUCCCGAUUUCCUGGGAUGACUGUUGCGUGCCGAUGAUAGGCCGUGCCAGCCGUGUGUAUUCCAACGUGGUGGUAUCCCGCUAUCGUUUGCAGAACUCUUGGCGCUUUGGCCAAGAAUUGUGAACUUAUUGAUGGUGAUCCCAGUGGCUUUUGGUAUGCCCUCUACUCCGCAGACCAGAUACAACACUCGAAACAGAAUGUUGGUACAACACUCGAAACAUUCGUUGCUGUAGGACAGGGCUUAUCCCGAGGGUUGAUGUGUGUCUGUGUGUCGAUGGAGUUUGACAGGUCGCUCGGAAGUAUGUGAUGAAGGAGCCUACAUUUGGCCUGGUGAGGUGUUAUCGUCGAUGGUGAUCAAUGCGUGAAACACAAGUACCUGCAGCCGAACCCGAACUUCUUGAAAGGAGGCUUGGGCGCCAAGGUCCUCGCCGAAGUCCUAGGAGGAAACGGGAAUCGCGACUACAUCUGUUCUUCAGCAGCCUAUGCUGAUUGAGUCAGUUGGAUGCGCGGCACAGCUACUUCACGCUUCGCCAUGUUCUGAUACGAGAACAUUCCCGACGGCAUAGUCUAGGGAUUGCUGUUCUUCGGAGGUGUUGGGGAGGGUGUUAUUUCCGUACAAAUGGGGCCGGUUGAGUUCUUCAGGAAACAAACUAUUGAGCUCUGUGCCUUUUCGCGCUAUGAUGUUGAGAGGUCGGGUUAUGAUUAGGAUUUAACGUUGACCAAGAAAAUAACGCCAUGCGCAAAAUAUCCAGGAGUUUUCGAUGAACGAGGCGGAAUAUUGUGUUUCACGUAGAGUGGGCCUGCCGACGUACAAAAUGCUUUGAGACCACAUUCUUUGUGUUCCUACGGCUUUCAGUUGUCACGCAAGCCCUCUUUCGUCCCAUAGUGGCCGGUGCUUGCCGCGACAUGUGGCCCAAAACGAUGUCGC
Molecule: messenger RNA, 2788 nt
Organism: Ectocarpus siliculosus
Lineage: Eukaryota; Phaeophyceae; Ectocarpales; Ectocarpaceae
Source: the annotation of a GenBank genome assembly